Messenger RNA from Pan troglodytes (chimpanzee), 2189 nucleotides. It is a transcript of the gene FHL3, whose product is annotated as four and a half LIM domains 3. Gene Ontology annotation, molecular function: transcription coregulator activity; actin binding. Gene Ontology annotation, cellular component: stress fiber; nucleus; Z disc. Lineage: Eukaryota; Metazoa; Chordata; Mammalia; Primates; Hominidae. Bases 712 to 1554 code for a protein of 280 amino acids. Gene Ontology annotation, biological process: actin cytoskeleton organization. The record is from RefSeq and is a predicted model, not a curated record. The transcript has 6 exons.
AGAAAAGCCGGAGAGAGACAGACAGACCGACCGACCAGAAGCGCUGGAGAAACUGAGGUUCUCGGAAAGCCCGGUGGAGCGAGAGGCCGAGACAGGCAGGGACUCGAGGCACAGGAGGCUACCGAGACCACUGAAACAAGGACACACCGGGCGUACAGAGUUACCGGUGGACAGACCCGAGGCAUAGGGGCCGUCCUAGGCUUUGUGGAGCAUUUUCAGAAAAAGCAUACGUGGGACCCCAGCGAACACAUUCCCUAGGGCCCUUCCCCGGGCCUUGGAGGUGCCCUGAGGCUUCGGCGUCAUUGGCCUCAUGCUGAAUCUGCUCUCUGAGGCCUGCAGAGACGCUCAGAGACUAGAGACAGAGACAUUCAGGCGUGCAGAGGUGGCGAAAGAGACUUGGAUGCAGAGACAGAGAAAGGGAGGUGGUGGGGAUUGAGACAUUCAGCCAUGUAGACAAGAAGAGACCAAGACUUGAGAUCCACAGAGGCAUGGGCCCCCUGGGGGACAGCCAGUCAAGAUACAGAGCCGUCCAAAACCUAAAGACAGAGACCGAAGUGUGCCCAGACACAGAGAUGCUGAGUGAAGCAGAGACAGACACCAGAAACUGAGACUAAGUGGGGGCAGAGAGACCUAGGUGGGCUGACAGCUUCCAGGACAGCCCCUGACUUACCCGGGCCUGAACCAUUGGGAGGGUUCUCUCCCCUUGCCACCAUGAGCGAGUCAUUUGACUGUGCAAAAUGCAGCGAGUCCCUGUAUGGACGCAAGUACAUCCAGACAGACAGCGGCCCCUACUGUGUGCCCUGCUAUGACAAUACCUUUGCCAACACCUGUGCUGAGUGCCAGCAGCUUAUCGGGCAUGACUCGAGGGAGCUGUUCUAUGAAGACCGCCAUUUCCACGAGGGCUGCUUCCGCUGCUGCCGCUGCCAGCGCUCACUAGCCGAUGAACCCUUCACCUGCCAGGACAGUGAGCUGCUCUGCAAUGACUGCUACUGCAGUGCGUUUUCCUCACAGUGCUCCGCCUGUGGGGAAACUGUCAUGCCUGGGUCCCGGAAGCUGGAGUACGGAGGCCAGACAUGGCAUGAGCACUGCUUCCUGUGCAGUGGCUGUGAACAGCCACUGGGCUCCCGUUCUUUUGUGCCCGACAAGGGUGCUCACUACUGCGUGCCCUGCUAUGAGAACAAGUUUGCUCCUCGCUGCGCCCGCUGCAGCAAGACGCUGACACAGGGUGGAGUGACAUACCGUGAUCAGCCGUGGCAUCGAGAAUGUCUGGUCUGUACCGGAUGCCAGACGCCCCUGGCAGGGCAGCAGUUCACCUCCCGGGAUGAAGAUCCCUACUGUGUGGCCUGUUUUGGAGAACUCUUUGCACCUAAGUGCAGCAGCUGCAAGCGCCCCAUCGUAGGACUCGGUGGAGGCAAAUAUGUGUCCUUUGAAGACCGACACUGGCACCACAACUGCUUCUCCUGUGCCCGCUGCUCUACCUCCCUGGUGGGCCAAGGCUUCGUACCGGAUGGAGACCAAGUGCUCUGCCAGGGCUGUAGCCAGGCAGGGCCCUGAGCCAGGGCUCCUGGACCCAGGCUUUCCCAUACCACGGGCCCAGGACUGUGGCUCCUUUUCUAAACCACCUCUGGGACUUAGCUCCCCCCGCCAAAAAAAAUGGGUCUCCUUCUGGGCUCCAGGAUUGUCUCCCCACUCCAGCAUCCCCAAACUAGUACUCCCUGACCCAGGCCCCCAAACCUGGGCUCUUACAGAGCCUCCAUGAGUCAAGCCCCCUCCCCACACCUGGACUCCAGAAUUCACCCUCUCCCCUGCAGUCUGGGUUCCCAGACUGAGUCCUCUCCCCAAAUCAGGGCUCUAGACCCGAGCCCUCCAAACCUGGACUCUGGGACUUAGGCCCCCUUAAAUCUAGACUUCUCUUUAUAGGUUUCAGGUCUCCUAUGGGUGCCUGGGAAGUCCUCAAAAGUGGACUGUUCUCAGGCUUGACCUGCCCCACCCCAUCCCCGGGGUUGAGGCUGUGGGGGCAGCAGAUCAGGAGCCCACUGAUUAGGGGCCCUAGGGUACAGGGUGCUGCCCAGCAGGUCGCCACCGAGUGUCUUCUCAUUUUAUUUCAGCUCCAUUUUGCCCAUAGAUGGGCAGAGGGGUGAGAUUGGCUCACCCCCCUUCCAGAUUCUGCAAUAAAGCGGUGUGAGGAA